AUGUGCCAGGCUUGGUGCACACCCCGCACGGCGGCAGCGCCGGGGCACCGAGCGUUCCCCAGAGCCCCGCUACCUCACUCCGCUUCCGCGGCCGCGACGAUGUUCCAGCCCGCGGCUAAGCGGGGUUUCACCAUAGAGUCCUUGGUAGCCAAGGAUGGUGGCACCGGCGGGAGUCCUGGCAGCGGGGGUGCGGGCUCCCAUCCGCUGGCUGUGGCCGCCUCCGAGGAACCACUCAGGCCCACGGCGCUCAACUACCCUCACCCCAGUGCGGCCGAGACGGCCUUCGUGAGUGGCUUCCCCGCGGCUGCGGCUGCGGGCGCCGGCCGCUCGCUCUAUGGAGGGCCGGAGCUGGUGUUCCCAGAGGCCAUGAACCACCCGGCUCUGACAGUGCACCCGGCUCACCAGCUGGGCUCUUCCUCGCUGCAACCUCCUCACUCUUUCUUCAGCGCCCAGCAUCGGGACCCUCUCCACUUCUACCCCUGGGUGCUUCGGAAUCGCUUCUUUGGCCACCGCUUCCAGGCGAGCGACGUUCCCCAGGACGGGCUGCUUUUGCACGGGCCCUUCGCGCGCAAGCCCAAGCGGAUUCGCACGGCCUUCUCGCCCUCGCAGCUGCUGCGGCUGGAGCGAGCCUUUGAGAAGAAUCACUACGUGGUGGGCGCCGAGCGGAAGCAGCUGGCAGGCAGCCUCAGCCUCUCCGAGACGCAGGUGAAGGUGUGGUUCCAGAAUCGGAGGACAAAAUACAAACGGCAGAAGCUGGAGGAGGAAGGGCCGGAGUCUGAGCAGAAGAAGAAGGGUUCCCACCAUAUCAACCGGUGGCGCAUCGCCACGAAGCAGGCCAACGGGGAGGACAUUGAUGUCACCUCCAAUGACUAG
This is a messenger RNA of Apodemus sylvaticus (European woodmouse), 873 nucleotides long. RefSeq names its product empty spiracles homeobox 1 (gene Emx1). Bases 1 to 873 code for a protein of 290 amino acids. Gene Ontology annotation, molecular function: DNA-binding transcription factor activity, RNA polymerase II-specific; DNA binding. The record is from RefSeq and is a predicted model, not a curated record. Gene Ontology annotation, biological process: neuron differentiation; brain development; central nervous system development. The transcript is spliced from 3 exons. Lineage: Eukaryota; Metazoa; Chordata; Mammalia; Rodentia; Muridae.